Messenger RNA from Salarias fasciatus (jewelled blenny), 5613 nucleotides. RefSeq names its product mannosidase, alpha, class 1B, member 1a (gene man1b1a). NCBI's taxonomy places the organism in Eukaryota, Metazoa, Chordata, Actinopteri, Blenniiformes, Blenniidae. The record is from RefSeq and is a predicted model, not a curated record. Gene Ontology annotation, biological process: mannose trimming involved in glycoprotein ERAD pathway; carbohydrate metabolic process. The transcript is spliced from 14 exons. Bases 326 to 2350 code for a protein of 674 amino acids. Gene Ontology annotation, cellular component: endoplasmic reticulum; membrane. Gene Ontology annotation, molecular function: mannosyl-oligosaccharide 1,2-alpha-mannosidase activity; calcium ion binding.
UCCGCGUCGUCUCCCUGUGGUCUUCCGUCCCUCAUCUUUAGCCUCGUCUCUGUUCGUUUUGAUGUGUUGUCAGCUCCAUGCGGCGGCGGUUCGGGCCGUGUGGCGGUCGGACGGACGCCUGUGCCCCGCCUGAGCUCGUCUGACAGCCGGAAGGCGACACGGUUCAUCCGGCGAGGAGCCGGAGAGCCGCGUUAGCCCGCGGCGGCUAGCCCGCGGCGGCUAGCUGAGCAGCUGUGUGGGAGUGGAGGAGGAAGAAGAGUCUCUGGGAGGAAAACGAGCAGGUACAAAGGUUCUAUGACCGACACCUGCCUGCCUCGAUAAGAGGAUGUAUCCACCUUCCAGAAAGGAUUUCAUCUCUUUGACGCUCAGUGACCCGCACUGUCACGCCUACAACAACGGCAAACACCGGAGACAGUCCUGCUGGAGGAAAUGGAAGCAGCUGUCCCGGCUCCAGCGCAGCCUCAUCCUCUUCCUGCUGGCCCUGCUGCUCAUUUUAGGGCUGCUCUCCUAUCCCAGCAUCACAGAGCAGUGGAGAGCUCCACCGUACCGGGACGAAUGGCUGGACGUCAACGACGGAGACCUGAACGCUCUGGCUCCCGGCGUAAAACCCAUAUUGGGUCCAGCUGCGGGUAAAGCGCCGGCUCCGGUGGCUGGACCACAUCUGGCUCCGGCUCCACGUCCAGAUGCUGAGACGCAGCCCAGAGGACCAAAUAUCCUCAUUCUGGCAAAACCUCAACUGAAGAAAAAGACGCUGUUCAACAGAAGAGGCCUUCCGAGCCUGCAGAAGGACGGGAAUGUUUCAGACGCGAUCAGAAAGCAGGAGGAAGCAGUGGGUCAAGGGGAAGAGGAGGACGACCAGAAAGACAAGAAGAUUGUCAGCUGGCGAGGAGCCAUGAUUGAAGCUGACCAGGCCACCGAGGCUCCGCCCUCGGCCAAUGUGAAAGAGGCUGCAGCCGGCAACCCCCCCGAAGUUCCCACCGGCGCCACAGACAGACUGGAGGCGGUGCGCAAGGCCUUCAGGCACGCGUGGAAAGGCUACAAGGAUCACGCCUGGGGCCACGACGAGCUCAAACCCAUCUCCAAGUCCUUCGGGGAAUGGUUCGGCCUGGGCCUGACUCUGAUCGACGCCCUGGACACCAUGUGGAUCAUGGGUCUGAAAGAAGAAUAUGUUGAAGCCAGGACCUGGAUCGAAAAGAAUUUGACCUUCACCAAGGACGUGGACGUGAAUCUGUUUGAAACAACCAUCCGAGUCCUGGGAGGUCUGCUGAGCACUUACCAUCUAACAGGAGACCAGCUCUUCCUCGAUAAGGCUAAAGACCUCGGGUCCAGACUGAUGCCGGCCUUCAAAACGCCCUCGAAGAUCCCCUUCUCCGACGUCAACAUCGGGAAGGGGACGGCACACCCGCCGCGGUGGACGACGGACAGCACGCUAGCUGAAGUGACCAGCAUCCAGCUGGAGUUCCGAGAGCUGAGCCGCCUCACGCAGGACCCGCAGUACCAGGAGGUCGUGAACGAGGUGGCCAAGCAGGUCCACAACCUGCCGGGCAAACACGACGGCCUGGUGCCCAUGUUCAUCAACACCAACAGCGGCCAGUUCACCCACAAGGGCGUGUUCACGCUCGGCGCCAGGGCCGACAGCUACUACGAAUACCUGCUCAAGCAGUGGAUCCAGGGGGGCAAAGUUGAAGACAAUCUGCUGGAGGACUACAUCCAGGCGAUCGAGGGAGUGAAGAAGCACCUGCUGAGACAGUCCGGGCCCAGCAGGCUCACCUUCGUCGGAGAGUUAUCCCACAACCGCUUCAACCCCAAGAUGGACCACCUGGUGUGCUUCCUGCCCGGGACUCUGGCCCUCGGGGCCCACAACGGCCUCCCCGGGGACCACAUGGACCUGGCCGUGCAGCUGAUGGAAACCUGCCAUCAGAUGUACAAGCAGAUGGAGACGGGCCUGAGCCCCGAGAUCGCCCACUUCAGCCUGCAGCCCACGGACGGACAGGACGUCAUCGUCAAGCCCGCUGACAGACACAACCUGCUGCGACCGGAGACCGUGGAGAGUCUCUUCUACAUGUUCAGAUUCACCAACGACACGAAGUACCGGGACUGGGGCUGGGACAUCCUGCAGAGCUUCAAUAAGUACACCAAGGUCUCCGGCGGCGGCUACACGUCCAUCAACAACGUGCGCGACCCCACCAACCCCUGGCCGCGGGACAAGAUGGAGAGCUUCUUCCUGGGCGAGACGCUCAAAUACCUCUACCUGCUGUUCUCCGACGACACGGAGCUGCUCCGCCUGGACAAGUACGUCUUCAACACGGAGGCUCACCCGCUGCCCAUAUGGCCCUCCGCUCCCAAGUGACGGCCCACGGCGAGGACGCGUCCGUUCUAACCACGAGCAGAAAGGAGCUGGGAGCGGCCGUCCAGGCUGCAACAGCGGACCUGCGCUGCGCCGAAGAAAGAGAGAAGUGAAGGAGUCUCGAUGAUUUUCUGUUGUUUUUUAUUUAAUAAUUUUUUUUUUCCUACGGAAAAGGUUGGCGACAGAGCUGGUCUCUGAUGUGGAGAUGAAGAAGAAAAGACACAGGUGACUGGGAUGGUGAUGAACCUCCUGUCGUCACGAAUUGAUUCACCAAUUGAAACGCUUCGAUGUUAAUUUUGCUAAAGUUUCACAUGGAUCCAGCGGUGGACUCGCAUGUUCUUUUGUCUUGACGUUGGCGUUUUCUCACAUACUGAAUGGACUCCGGUGAAAACUUUCCAGGGAGCAGCUCCGCCUUCCAGACCGUGCCUCGCCGAGUCGUGAAGGAGGAAAACUCACAAGUGCAACAUUUCUCACUGUCGUGUCGUCCGGUUGGAUCCUCAUUGUUUUUUUUUGUUUUUUUUUUCUUCUUCUUUUUUCCACCAACGCAUCGGCUUCGCCUUCAACGCGAUCCGUGCCAGAACGCUCUGCUUCGCACAUGUAGCAGUGAUUCUCACCUUUCGGACCGCUUCAUGUUCCUAAAGGUCGUCGUUUGAGUCUAAAGGCUCAUAAAGCUAUUGAAGGAGCGAAGUGAUCCGCAGCCAUAACAAAAGCUUCUUUCACUGAUGAAUGUAGACAUUGUUUUUUUUUUAAUUUAUUUAAUUUUCUGUGUUACAUAAUUUUUUUUUUUUUUUUCUUGAAGUCUUUCAUGCAUUCUUGUGAUCACUUAAUCAACAUCUCCUGCAUCAGGAACAAUGAACUGUACUGCAGUCUCUUGGAUUUGUUCCAAUAUCCACGUUUGAUUUGGAUCUAAAUAUUGCGAUUUCAUCAUUUCUCUACAACGCCUUGUUCCUUUGUUAAUAUUCAGAACUUGCAGUUUUCAUUAAAACUCCCACUCAUCUCUCUUUACAUACAUAUGUGUUUCCGCUUCAAUUCUGGUGGAGAACUUGACCAACAGAAGUUCCCUCUUGUAUAGCACGCCUGCCAAGUAACACCCGACACACCGUGCAACACAAAGGUACAUUCUGCUCCUUAAAAAAACAACUAAGCAGGAACGAAGUCACAUAUUUCAUUCGGUUACAGGAUUUUAUCCAUAAAAAAACAACGUAUCCAAGUCUUUCAUCCUCCCAAUGUCUGGAACGAGAGCCGACCAACCAAAAGUAAAGUUAAGAAGCGUAAGGAGCAGAGAGGAGAGAAAUCACGGAUGAGCACUCUUCGUCUUGGCGGUGUUUCAGGGAAACGUUUCCGACACUGAGCAGGUAGGAGGCAGCGAGUCAUCGGGCGAUUCAUCCUCUUCUCAACUUGCCCCAGCCGUGCAUUUUUCUGAAUCGUUUACUUCAUUCUCGAAAGAUUUCGAUCCGUCGGCGCCUGACGAUCUCCGACUUGCUGUCAGACGUUGACGCGGAGCGGCGUAGGAGCGCUCGUCUCCUCGGUGCCAACGCCGCAAAAUCAACUGAGAGACGAGUCCGUUUCACCUCCAAACCGCCGUCGGGACGGGAAGUCGCUGUCGCAUCGCCGUGCCUGACCUGACCCCCUGUCGCUGAAUGUUCACAACCCCCUGCCAACGCUCUGCUGUGCCUGUUCUCACACACACACACCCACACACACACCUGCAGUGUGUUUCUAAUUACUGCUGAACUUCUUUUUGGUUGCCAUCGUUCAGCGACGAGACGACUUGGGUGACUUUGAUGUUCAGAUUUUAAAGCACCGUUGAAAGAAAAGCUCAUUUCCAAUAACAUUUACAUAGAUCAGAUGUCUUGUUCAUGAUUUUUGCAAACUUUUUUUUUAUUAUUGCUGCUUAAGAAAUGACAUUUAUUCCGGAUUUGCCUCAGAAGAUGAAUAUAGACAUACAUUCAGUAUAUCUCUCCCUUGAGAAAGAGUGAGUUCUGUAGAGAAACCAGAGUGGAUGUUAAAGGAAAGUGAUGUGCAGGAGUAUCGGGGUGGAAAUGAGGUCUAUUAAAUCAGGUUUAUCGUCUCAAAUAUGAAGGAGCAAAACUGCCAUAAUUGAAUGUAAAUCCAACAUAAAUUUUAGAAAAAUGUGCCAAUAAAUGGGUUAAAAUGUGACUGCGCUGCUGUACAUGUACUGUGAACUAACUGGAUGCUUUGAAAGUGAAAUAUCUGCUUAAUCUUCAUUUAUAGUCUCCAACUGAAAGAGCAGCUCAUUCGGUAAUUUUUCUUAGUGGCGGUAAAUGCAAUUCUAAAAUGUAUGUUUGAUUACAGCAAUACAAUGAAUUGUUUAAUAAAAUUAUGAAUGAAAGUUAAAAAUCAUUUCAAAAUAAGAAACUGGACAGACAAUUACAGAAGCAAACAGACAUGACACAUGAAGAUAAGCUUGAUUAGUUAUGGCCUCCGAUCCUAUCGUUUAUAAUUUGUGCGGAUUUCGUCCUCCAUGUGUGACAGAUUGAAAUCAUUACAUUAAAUUGACCCUCCUCUUCAGUUUGCAUAUGUUAGAUUGAACCUAUAAUUCCUGGACUGGUAUUGAAAAUUCUCCCUCUUUAUUCAACAUAAAUGGAUUUUCGGCAUUUGAAUGCUGUCGAUGUGGAUCUGGCUUUCUGACGGGAAUCGAUUGUUCUCUGGGUUUUAUUCCUGGGUUUGUGUUUCCAUGGGAAGAGAAGAACAGAAAAAAACUCGUUUAGCGUCACAGUGGGUUUAAAUUCACUCUGAUUUCUCACUUUUAGUCUUCGGUUGGCUCUUUCACCGUGAAGGAGCUGCUAUUUCCCACAAACACAGGCUAAUAAAUGGAUUAUCUGAUGUACAGUUACAGUGUUUGUAAGAGUUUCUGUAAUCAUUCAUGUGGUCAGAACUGAAUCGAAGCCAUAGUGCAGGAACUGCUGGAGCUGUGGGUGACACAGCGGGAACGUUUCACCCCGGACGCCUCUCGGACGACGACCCUGCGUCGUGGAUCGAUGAUGUUUUCACGGCUCAAUCGAACCCCCUCUGUGGUGACGGAGCCGCAACGUCGAUAAGCCAUCUGCAUAACUGAAGACGUGCCGACAUGAUGAGCGCUGGCUUCAGUUUCCUCUUAGAUCUGAACCGAGUUUCGCCUCCUGUGUCGUCUUGCAGCGCUCAGACCGCCAUUCGCGGUACAGACGAGCGAUUCGGCACUUUGGAACGAGUCGUCUCUUAUUGCAGUCUUCACUUUUUUUCAUGCUAUUGGAAAAUUUCCAAUA